Panicum virgatum (switchgrass) is the source of this 1875-nucleotide messenger RNA. Its product is annotated as putative disease resistance protein RGA3. Lineage: Eukaryota; Viridiplantae; Streptophyta; Magnoliopsida; Poales; Poaceae. The transcript has 3 exons. Bases 1 to 1875 code for a protein of 624 amino acids. The record is from RefSeq and is a predicted model, not a curated record. Gene Ontology annotation, molecular function: ADP binding.
AUGGAGAUAGAACUUGUCAUCAGCUUCCUACUGAGCAAAAAACGUCAUCGUGAUGAGAAACCUGAUGUCCUGCCAAUUGUUGGUCCUGGCAGAGUUGGAAAGAGCACUCUUGUUGCUCAUGUUUGCAGGGACGAGCGAAUUCGUGACUGUUUUUCGGAGGUUGUGUUCUUGACCGACCAUGAUUUCAGAGAUGAAACAACGCGGUUCACAUCAAAUGGUACUAAGAUCAUCAUCACAAGCCGGUCUGACAAGAUCACAGAACUAGGAACAACAGGGGUUGUUACUCAGGCAUAUCUGUCAAUUGAAGCAUAUUGGUAUUUCUUCAGGACACAUUUGGAAGCACAGAUCCCGAGGAGCACCCAAGGGAUGCUGCUGCUUUCUAUGGUUCUUGGGAAGGCGAUCGGUAGAUCCAUAGAUUUCUUAAUCAGCAAAUGCUCCCAGUCGUCGUCUCAUCAGGAACAAGAUGUAGAGGGUAUCCUCUGCAGCGUCCUGCUCCGAGCACAGCUUAUAAUCCAGGAGGCCAUGGAGCGGCAGGUCACAAACCAAGCCAUGCUCCGGCAGCUGGACAUGUUGAGAGGUGCCAUGCACCGAGGCUCUUACAUGCUCGACGCUUUCAGGUACCAACGACUGCACGACAAGGAGUAUGCUGAAGCUGAAGGUCAGUUCAUCAUGAGCCAAUCUCUGUCUCUCUGCAAAGUAAAUUCCUCGAAACGUUUCUGCCCCGCCGAUAGGCAGAAAACUCAGGAUUCUGAACAACAACUGCAAGAGGUGCUAGAGAGCUUGAGCUCCAUGAUCCUCGAUGCCAAUGAAAUGGUGAUAUUCUUGAGGAGCUAUCCUCGCAUGUACCGCCAGCCUUACAGCAUGCAUCUCCUGUUAGCCAACUGCAUGUUCGACCGCGAGAUGGAGACUCAGCUUGUCAUCAACUUCCUGCUACGCACAAACCCUCAUCGUGCUGAGGAACUGGAGGUCCUGCCGAUUGUUGGUCCUGGCAGGGUCGGAAAGAGAACCCUUGUCGCUCAUGUCUGCAAUGAUGAGAGAAUCCGUGAUCAUUUUUCAGGAAUCGUCUUCUUGACAGACAAUGAUUUGAUAGAUGAAAUGCUAUCUGUUCUUACACAAGGAUGUGCAUCAAUGGAACAGCAGCACAAUGACAACACCAGAAAAGAUGGGAGGUUGCUAGUUAUUCUGAAAGCAGAUGGGGAUGUCACUGAAGAUGCUUGGAACAGGUUGUGCUCUGCUUUAAGGCGGUGCACUACAAAUGGUACCACCAAAAUCAUCAUCACAAGCCGGUCUGACGGAGUCAGGAAACUCGGAACAACAGGGUUUGUUUCCCUAAAAUAUCCCUCAAGUGAAGCAUAUUGGUAUUUCUUCAAGACGCUCGCAUUCGGAAGCACCGACCCCGAACAGCACCCUAGGCUUGCAUCUGUGGCCAUGGAGAUUGCCAGGAUGAUAAAUAAUACAACUCUAGUUGGUGCAAACAUCAUCACUAGCUUGUUAAGAGACAACUUCGACAUCAACUUUUGGUGCAAGGUUCUGGCCUUCGUAAGGAGGCUCAUCCAGAACCAUAUAGCCAAAUUUGGUGAGCAUCCAUGUGAUCUUCUGAACCAAAACAGGCCUACAUGUCUUGGGGGGAGGAUGAUGGGUAGAGCUUCUGAAGAUUUAAUGGUCUAUGAUGUGUAUCAGUGCUCUUCGAAAGAGGCAGUUCCAAACAUCACAAUACAUGAUGUGUUGUAUGGAAGCCUUAAGCCACCUGGAAAAUUUGAGGUCCUAGCAUGGCGGUCGAGGAUACUGCCCUACUAUAACUACAUCUAUACUUGUCAGAUUGAAGAUAAAAAAGCUAAAGCUGUUAAGAGGAAGCGUUCUCAAAGCAAUGGAUAG